Molecule: messenger RNA, 1119 nt
Organism: Fusarium graminearum PH-1
Lineage: Eukaryota; Fungi; Ascomycota; Sordariomycetes; Hypocreales; Nectriaceae
Product: TGF-beta-inducible nuclear protein 1
Exons: 2
Coding region: 28-810 (260 amino acids)
Biological process (GO): maturation of LSU-rRNA; maturation of 5.8S rRNA
Cellular component (GO): preribosome, large subunit precursor; nucleolus
Source: RefSeq, a predicted model, not a curated record
AGUCCCUACCUGGGCUAUACCGACAACAUGCCUCAGAACGAGUAUAUGGAAAGAUGGCGUAAGCUGCACGGCCGUCGUCUUGAUCAUGAGGAACGAGUUCGCAAGCGUACCGCCCGUGAGGGUCACAAGGCCUCGCAGGAUGCUCAGAACUUGCGCGGUCUCCGAGCCAAGCUUUACCAGCAGAGGCGACACAAGGAGAAGAUUCAGAUGAAGAAGCAGAUCAAGGCGCACGAGGAGCGCAACGUCAAGACGGCCGACGAGAAGGAUCCCACGACACCCAUGCCUUCCUACCUUUUGGACCGUACAAAUCCUUCAACUGCCAAGGCUCUCAGCAGUGCUAUCAAGAACAAGCGAGCCGAGAAGGCUGCCAAGUUUGCCGUCCCCUUGCCCAAGGUCCGCGGUAUCAGCGAGGAGGAGAUGUUCAAGGUUGUCAAGACCGGAAAGAAGAUCCAGAAGAAGGCCUGGAAGCGCAUGGUCACCAAGCCCACCUUUGUCGGACCCGACUUCACUCGACGCAACCCCAAGCACGAGCGCUUCAUCCGCCCCAUGGGUCUCCGUUACAAGAAGGCCAACGUCACACACCCCGAGCUUGGCGUUACCGUUCAACUGCCCAUCAUCAGUGUCAAGAAGAACCCUCAGAACCCCCUAUACACUCAGCUCGGUGUCCUGACAAAGGGUACCGUCAUCGAGGUCAACGUCAGCGAACUUGGUCUGGUCACCGCUGGUGGAAAGGUUGUUUGGGGUCGCUACGCUCAGGUCACCAAUAACCCAGAGAACGAGGGCUGCAUCAACAGUGUUCUUCUGGUAUAAUACGCUCAACAGCGUCCACGCGUGAUGUUGAGGGGGAUUCGUUUGUUCAAAGUUCGAAUGCAUGUAUUGGCGCCAGGGCGUUUUUGGGUUACCGCGCGAAAAGAAAACAGGCCGUGAUGGUAGAUGGUUGGUAAACGGGUUGAUUGUCGACUGAAGAUUCCCAGCUGUGAUGAAGAAGACUCACUCGAGUUAUGGGCCUCGCUCUGCGGUUGGCAGAACUUGAUAUAUGGCCAUAGACAGAUAAAUUUAAAGAUCUAGAGGGUGCUCUAACUGGCAUUGAUCUCUGGUUAUGCUACAAGUACUCUUUCU